AAUACUUGUUCUCCCCACUGUAGAUGCUUCUGUUUCAUUCUUCCAGUGAUGACCUCAGUGUGACUGGGACAGACCACUGCACAUUCUCUGUGUGUCAGAAGGCCCUGGGCAAAGACGACUUUACAAAGAUCCCCAACGGAGUCAACGGAGUGGAGGACAGGAUGUCUGUCAUUUGGGAGAAGGGCGUUCAUAGCGGGAAAAUGGACGAGAAUCGAUUUGUAGCCGUCACCAGCAGCAAUGCAGCGAAAAUCUUCAACUUCUACCCCCAGAAGGGAAGGAUCGCUAAGGGAUGUGAUGCUGAUGUGGUCAUAUGGGAUCCUAAGGCAACCAGGAAGAUUUCUGCAGCAACGCACCACCAGGCUGUGGAUUACAACAUCUUUGAGGGCAUGGAAUGCCACGGUGUUCCCGUGGUGACUAUCUCCAGAGGGAAGGUGGUCUAUGAGAGAGGUCAGCUGAAGACCCAACCAGGAGAAGGCCGCUUCAUCCCCAGACAGCCCUAUGCAGAGUUCAUCUACAAACGAGUCAACCAGAGGGAACAGGUGGGACAGCCUAGUCCUGUAAUCAGGAAGCCUUAUGAUGGUGAAAUCAUCUCUAUAUAAAGGAAUGGAACUCAUCAUGAAGUUAUUUCUAGCUUCGGAUCUACAUGCAAAAUGUUCUCUCAACUUUUCAAGGCUACCACGGGUCUGUGAAUUUUGUUAAGCUGGACCAAGAGAAAAUUAAUGUUUGUUUGAAUGCAGAUGCCAGUGAAUAUUUUGAUUCUGAUGAUAUUAUGUUGCCAAAGUAUUUAGUAAAAUGUAUACAAUUUUAUAAAAUGUAUUAUGUUAUUACUAUGUGAAAUAAACACUUGCAUAGUUAUA
Molecule: messenger RNA, 857 nt
Organism: Coregonus clupeaformis (lake whitefish)
Lineage: Eukaryota; Metazoa; Chordata; Actinopteri; Salmoniformes; Salmonidae
Product: dihydropyrimidinase-like
Exons: 4
Coding region: 24-599 (191 amino acids)
Biological process (GO): pyrimidine nucleobase catabolic process
Cellular component (GO): cytosol
Molecular function (GO): dihydropyrimidinase activity
Source: RefSeq, a predicted model, not a curated record